This is a messenger RNA of Anoplophora glabripennis (Asian longhorned beetle), 510 nucleotides long. Its product is annotated as prostate stem cell antigen-like. Bases 45 to 437 code for a protein of 130 amino acids. The transcript has 3 exons. Lineage: Eukaryota; Metazoa; Arthropoda; Insecta; Coleoptera; Cerambycidae. The record is from RefSeq and is a predicted model, not a curated record.
UGAGCUGUCCUUUUUAGUACCAUUUUGUACCUGAAUGAAUCAAAAUGAAGGUUUUGCUCUGUGCUGUACUCUUCCUUUAUUUAUUAAAUUUAAACAUCAACUCAGUAUCUGCUUUAAGAUGCUACUAUUGUAAUUCGUUUACUGGACAAAAGCAAAACUGCGAGGUAAAAGUCAACAAUAAAACAAUUACUAGCAGAAACUGUACCACUGGGUACAAUGCUUGCAUGACGCUCAGAAUAAAUAAUACCAUAUCAAGAAAUUGUGCGGUAAGCAACGUCUGCCAACUUUAUAGAAACUCUACUGGAUUUAGAAGCUGCACUACGUGCGUAACAGACCUCUGCAAUAAUGGUUCGUUGGUACUGGUAGCGCCUUCUAUUAGCCUACCAUUAGGACUACUUACAUUUCUGUUUACUGCAAGAAAACUGGCAAUAUACUAACAUGUUAUUGUAUAGUUAUUUUUAUACAAUUUUGUAAUAUGUAUGUCUCGAUUAAAUUGGUUAACUGAUCGGA